GCUGCAGCUCACAACUUUUUUCCGUAAUGUGAGUGUAAGUCUUUUUGCUAUUAUGAUUUACAAUAUACAGCUGUCUUAGCACACAAAAGGAAUUCCUCAUUUCUCUAUCCUCACACGUAUUCGGUGAGCGGCAUUUUUUUUGCCGGUGCCUGUGAUUCUGGUUGUCAUGGCACGGUGACGUCUCCGUGAUCCUUUUGCCCAUUGUCCCCAUACCUUCUUUUUUUUUUCUCUAUAUACUUUUUUAUUUGUAGCAUUUCCCGUGUAGGUUGUAGACAACGUCUUGAUCUCCUCAGCCGCUUCAAGAGGAAAAACCGUUUCGUACUUCUAUCGCUGCUUUCCCAAACAAUUGCGUUUGUAUUUGGUUAGCCAGCACGUUUCAGUCGUUUCUCUUUCUCUCAUUUCAGCUGCGACUCCCUCUCCCUUUCCUCUUUGUUUGUUUGACGUGCAGAGCUGUGCCGCUUGCUGUGCGAGUCACCUAGAGUUCAUUACUGCUAUCAACAAGAAGCAUUCAUCGUGUAGAUACACAAACAUCACACACCUUUCACAGCUGCGGGUUUCUUUUUCUUGGGGUUUUACGUUCAGAAAACCUUAUAAUUGAUUCUUGGCAGACGGAGUAAUGCGGCGUCCUCAGCCCACCAAAACCACGCUGGCCGACGAAGACGUCCCUGAGCUGGUCGGCUUGCCCGAUGGAAUUUCGAGAUGGACGGGCGAUAGCAUCAAUGAUCUGCGGCAGUACGCUCGCACCGGUGGCGCCGACACAGGCAUGGAGGACUUCGAUAAGAAGCUGUGCCGCACCAUCGACAUCCUCGGUGCGCGCAGCCAGCGUGCGCAAGUGAUCAGCACCGCCCUCACCUCUGUCGCACGGCUGCGGGAGAACAAGUCGUAUCGGCUCUACUUGCUCACUAAGGACCACCGCGGUGUCGGUAUUCUGAAGAUGGGCGUCAAGAAGCUCUUCGUGACGCACCCACAAACGCGCUCGUUGGUUGAGGUAGACCCGCUCUGUGUGCUGGACAUCUACGUGGAUGAGAGCUGCCAGCGCCACGGCUGCGGGAAGGCGCUGUUCACGCACAUGCUCAAGGCGGAGGGUGUUCGCCGGCCGGAGACGCUGGCGAUUGAUCGGCCGAGCCCUAAAAUGCUGGGCUUCAUGAAGAAGCACUACGGCCUGUCGGCGUAUAGUCCGCAGGUGAACAACUUCGUGGUGUUUGACCGCUUCUUCGAUCACACGAGCGUCACCGAGCGUGGAAGGCUGAUACGGGCGACGGUGUCCCCCAUUUGUGACGAGAACGCACCCCCAUCGUCUUCUACUGCUGCCGUGUCCGGCGGCGCCCGCGUGGCAAAAAACAGGAAGCCCGGGUAG
Leptomonas pyrrhocoris is the source of this 1357-nucleotide messenger RNA. RefSeq lists its product as hypothetical. The record is from RefSeq and is a predicted model, not a curated record. Gene Ontology annotation, biological process: alpha-tubulin acetylation. Bases 617 to 1357 code for a protein of 246 amino acids. The transcript has a single exon. Lineage: Eukaryota; Euglenozoa; Kinetoplastea; Trypanosomatida; Trypanosomatidae. Gene Ontology annotation, molecular function: tubulin N-acetyltransferase activity. Gene Ontology annotation, cellular component: microtubule.